GCGACCAGCGGGAUGAGCUGCGGGUCAGAGACGGGACACUCAGCGGCAGACACAGGGUCCCAGGGCCGAACCCCGGGGGAGCGGCUCCAACGGACGUCCCGGCGCCGGCGCUUCAACGGGACCAACGGCAGCGGUGGCCCUGGGGCUGUGCUGGAGGGGGAACUGCGGCUGGUGAGUCGGCACCAGAUCGAGGAUGACACCGGCAGCAAGUACCGUUACUUCAUUCUGUAUAUUAAACCAACAAAAAUCCACAAAAGAAAGUUUGAUUCUCAUGGGGUGGAGAUUGAACCAAACUUCAGUGAUACUAAGAAAGUCAACACGGGAUACUUGAUGUCUUCCUUCAAGGUGGAAGCUAAAGGACAGUCGGAUAAAGUUUCAACAGAAGAGUUGAAGAAGUUGAUUUACAAACCAGAGUUGGUGCAGAUCUCUGAGAAACACACUCCAGAUCAAAGCCUGGCAUUUUGGAUCACCGAGGAAGAGCUGGAAAACAUUGAGCUGGAGGUCGGAGAUGCGCUGCGCCUGAAAACAAAGGACGACAGCCCGUUUAUCCUUACAUUGGCCAAAAUGGACGCAGGAACCGUGACCAAAUGCAACUUUGCAGGGGAUAAAAAGGCAGGAAGUUCUUGGACAGACAACAUAUUUGCUACAAAGUCGAAAAACGAGAAAGAGGCCAAAGGCAGCAGCCAAGGAGAGGGGGCUGAUGAGGAUGAGUGGGAUGACUGAAGGUGCAGGAAGUCAGUGAAGUGAUGAAAUGACCCGUCCAGAAACAGCACCUUGACAGCAAAGUGUUUUUCACUUCUCUUCAUCCUUUCAUCUGUUUUAAUUGGCACAAAAAUUUACUUUGACUUCAUAACCUUUUGAUUUUGAGACCGCAGAAAGUUCUCCGGGGAAUCUCAGUGUUGAUUCGGAGGUUAUAGCUGCAUUCUCCUUGGUUUUCGUUGUUUUUAAACUAAUUCCUGUGCCUAAAGCCUUUCCUGAACCCCAGCCUGUUGUGUGUCUUCUGAUUCCAACUCUUACCCCUUGUUUGGCCUAAUGUGCUUCAUUCUAGGAUGGGUGUUAUCAAUGCGUUGAUUGUUGGUCUAACAGCAAACCAAUGUCUGGGAACAAAGAUGCAAUUUUUGUUUUUAUUUGAACAGAGGUUUUGCACAACUUGGAGUGAAUGUUGGUCAGCAGGUGCAGUGGUGUAUGUUGGUAAUGGUUAUGGGUGGGAAUUCAACAGCAAUGAACUAAGGGGGAGAGUUGGUGAUUUACAGAGCUAGAAGUGGGUUGUGUCAGUUUGGUAUGGAAAUGAGUUUCAUCAGUGAACUCUGCUAAAUACAACAUCAGGUUGCAAAUGGUGUGCUUCAGUUACAGAUGGUUCCAGAGGGAGGAACAGUCAGUCAUCAGGGAAUAGGGUUUGUGACGGGGUUGAAGAUGAUGGCUUCACCUUCACUGUUUAUAAGGAGAAAAUUCUACUCCAGUUCUGGUGUUGGACCUGUAGUCUGACGAUUUAGUUACAAUGGAGGGGCUGGAGGUGGUGGUGAGGUGAAGCCUGACACCUGUCCCAGGGGUGUGUGAGAUGGAUGCUCAAGACUCUGGAAGUAAUGAUGCGAGUGUGGGAAUUGAACCUGUUGCAGGAAAUACCAAGUGGAUGUGCAUAGAUAAGAAUGAAGCAAGUGCAUGCUCUCCCAACCUUUUGGCAUGAGAUGGUCAACGGGGUCAGUAAGUUGAGGAGGGAGAGAUUGUGAAGGCAGAUUAAAGGCAGUGGUACAGAACCGGGCAGAAACCCUCGAGCUGUGGCCGUGGGCCCAGGAUCUUUAAGUUGGAAAUUCCAAUAAAUUACCUGAAAGUUCCAAGAAUAAAAUCUGUGCUUUUUAUUAACCGUUUUUUGUAUCUUUUAAAGUUUGCUUGUCAAAAAUAUAUUGCACUCUUUUACUCUAAUGUAUACAGAUUGUUUAACAAAAUUUCACUUCUCUGAAUGAAUAAAGGUUAAGAAAUGUUUCUCUA
Molecule: messenger RNA, 1986 nt
Organism: Pristis pectinata (smalltooth sawfish)
Lineage: Eukaryota; Metazoa; Chordata; Chondrichthyes; Rhinopristiformes; Pristidae
Gene: arpin
Product: actin related protein 2/3 complex inhibitor
Exons: 6
Coding region: 13-723 (236 amino acids)
Biological process (GO): negative regulation of actin nucleation
Source: RefSeq, a predicted model, not a curated record